Molecule: messenger RNA, 4283 nt
Organism: Crotalus tigris (Tiger rattlesnake)
Lineage: Eukaryota; Metazoa; Chordata; Lepidosauria; Squamata; Viperidae
Gene: ASIC4
Product: acid sensing ion channel subunit family member 4
Exons: 10
Coding region: 879-2516 (545 amino acids)
Biological process (GO): sodium ion transmembrane transport
Cellular component (GO): membrane
Molecular function (GO): ligand-gated sodium channel activity
Source: RefSeq, a predicted model, not a curated record
UGCCGCCGCUGUCCAUUGGACCCGGUACCAACCGACGACACGCGAGGAGCUCAUUCCUGCCCCUCUCCGUCCCUCUCAACUUUUCCUCUCUUCUUCCUCGGCGUUGGCAAGGAGGCGUCGGAAGGUCCGCGGAGAUGGAAGGUAGGAGGAAUUAGCCGGGCAGCUGCUUUGGGCACCUGAAGGGACUCCCCGGAGGAAGUGGGUGUCGGGCACGGAAUGAGAGCCAGGGAGUCUGUCUGAGGAGCUCCCGCAGCAGCAGCAGCAGCACCCUCGAUCUCUGGCUCCUUUGCUCCUUUCCUUGGCACAGACUUUUUGCCAGCUUACGAGUGAUUCAAACAAGUGGCUCUAGUACCACUUUGGAGUGGUGGCUCUGGCAAACCAAGCUCUGGCUUUCCCAUUACUGCUCACUAUCUUCCACUAGCUCUCCCCAUUACACCCUGCUUUUUUAAAAAAAAAAAAAAAUUGAGGAUGAAAUAAUGUUGACAUGCCUUGAAUUAUUAAGUAUCCCCUGGAUUUUAUUAGCACAUGAUGCCUAAAUGCUGCCUGUAUCUGGUGGGGUCUUAACCGGGCGUGCAGAGGAGCGGCACACACAGCGGCACAGGGAGCGGCGGCCAGCUCUGACAGCUGGGCUUGUGCAGAUAAGCAAACGGAAGCACCAGAAGAUCACUAGUGAGACAAGAGGAAAGCUGCGUUCAGAAGCUUCUGAGAGACUGGGGCCAGAUUCCCCAGCCCUUCUCCUCCUCCUCCUCCCUGGUCGGGUUUACUAAUUUAGGGGCGUCCUGCAGCAGCCAGGGGUAAGCGGCCGGUGCGGGGCACCUCAGGCUUCCACUGCCUCCCCUCACUGGGGGGGUAGCGUGCUGCCUGGUGCCUCGGCACAGAUGCCGAUUGAGAUUGUCUGCAAAAUCAAAUUUGCAGAGGAGGAUGAGAAGCAGGCGGCGAAAGAGGAAGGGGACAAGGAGAGCUUGCUAGAGGAGACUAGCCGGCCACACCAUCGUGACCUGGCCGCCUUCGCUGGCACCAGCACCCUGCACGGCCUGGCCCAUAUUUGCCGCUCAGGGCAACUGGGGGUCCGACAGGUCCUCUGGGCACUUGCAUUUGUGGCCUCUUUGGCCUUUUUCUUGUAUCAGGCAGCUCGGUCAGCACUCUUCUACCUGGAGCAUCCACAUGUCACCACCCUGGAUGAGGAGGCUACCCAAAAGAUGGUCUUCCCAGCCGUCACCAUUUGCAACAUCAACCGUUUCCGUCAUUCGGCACUUACAGACGCCGAUAUUUUUCACCUAGCCAACAUGACUGGAUUGCCACCCAAGGACCGUGAUGGACACAAGGCCUCUGACCUGCUCUAUCCUGACCCAGACAUGGCUGACAUUGUCAACCGCACUGGGCACCAACUUGAUGACAUGCUGAAGAACUGCAGCUUUAGUGGUGAGAAUUGCUCUGCAGAAAACUUCACAGUAGUCUACACCCGCUAUGGAAAAUGCUACACAUUCAAUGGUGACCGAAACAAAGCACGGAUGACUCGCCAGAGUGGGAUGGGGAAUGGGCUGGAGAUCAUGUUGGACAUCCAACAGGAGGAAUACUUGCCCAUCUGGAGAGAAACCAAUGAGACAUCAUUUGAAGCUGGAAUCCGAGUACAGAUCCACAGCCAGGAUGAGCCACCCUACAUUCAUCAGUUGGGAUUUGGAGUCUCCCCUGGUUUCCAGACCUUCAUUUCCUGCCAGGAGCAGCGGCUUGCUCCCCUUCUCCUGCAGCUGACAUACCUGCCCCAGCCUUGGGGGAGCUGCCAGGCCAGCCUGAAGGAGGAACAGACCCUGCCUGGCUACGAGAGAUACAGCAUUGCUGCUUGCAGGCUGCAGUGUGAGAAAGAGGCGGUGGUGCAAAACUGCCAGUGUCGCAUGGUGCAUAUGCCAGGAAAUGAGACCAUCUGUUCACCCAAUGUCUACAUUGAAUGUGCUGAUCACACACUAGAUACAGCCAUUGAAGAUACCCAGGAACGCUGUAUCUGCCCCACACCAUGUAAUGUGACCCGCUAUGGCAAGGAGAUUUCCAUGGUACGCAUUCCCAACAAAGGCUCGGCCCGGUACCUUGCUCGCAAAUACAACCGCAAUGAGACCUAUAUCCGGGAGAACUUCUUGGUGCUGGAUAUCUUCUUUGAGGCACUGAAUUAUGAGGCAAUUGAACAGAAGAAGGCAUACAAUCUGGCAGGGCUUCUGGGGGACAUUGGAGGCCAGAUGGGCCUCUUCAUUGGGGCCAGUGUCUUAACUAUCUUGGAAAUCUUGGACUACAUCUGUGAGGUGAUCUGCGACAAGGUGGCCCAUGGCCUACGGCGUCCCAAACCUGCCCUGAAGAAGCCUUUGGGCAGUAUUGCCACGCUGGGACUGGAGGAAAUCAAGGAGCAGAGCUCCUGUGAGACCCUGGGCCAUCACUCUGAGGGCAACUACCCUACAGGCCUCCUGCCUAACCACCACCAUCGCCACCACUACUCGCCCCAGGGGGUCUUUGAAGACUUUGCUUGCUAGUCCGACUCCCACAUAGGGGAGAAGGGCUGCUAGCAUGGCUUUGGGCACAGCACAUUCCACCUGUGCGAAUGGCCCUUCCUCGUUGAAGCCAGACCAACCUAUGUCCGCCCACUUCCUAAGGCUUUCCAAAAGCAUCUUACACUUUUCACCCCACCCCACCCCCACCCCCUCUAACCCUGGCCCUUCUCUAAGAAUCGGUGCCCCUCCCCCCCCAUACCGAAGCACAGAGGUAGGCUGAACUGCCAAAGUCAAGGAGGCCUCUGAGCAGCUCCAUUGAUCCAAAAUAAGCUCGGGGUAGUCGGCGCUCGCCCUCAAAAUAGGAGGAAGUACACUGGGGGAAAUGGAGCAUGCUGGGAAGUAGAGGUGCCUUCUCAAGAAAGGGAAGCAAAAUAACCCCGAGGCCCAGUCGGAUGGGACAAGACUGACCAGUCAAUUGCUUACAAGCCUCUGUAGCCGAACCUCCUUUGGCUGCAGAUUCCACUUGGGGGAAAACGUGUUCUUUGUAGCAUUUCUCACUUGACUCUCCCUUUUUCUCCAGCAUUUGUAUUCCUGUUUUUGUGCCCAUCCAAUCACCCCUUUGCCCACAUCCAGACCAUUCAGACAUGCAUUACCCCUAGUCCAAAUGUUACAUGCACACAGAGGUGUCUCAGGGCAGAAAUCAGGUUCUGUCUCUCAGUAUCUGCCGUUUGGCAGUUCCAUGUCCCUGUUCACGUAUUGCUGCCCACGCCAGAACUGUGUCCAAAACAGGGUUCAAGAUCACAAAUCCUGCUCUUUCAAGGGAGUUCCAGGCUAUUUGCCUUUACUGUACAGACUCUGGCCUGUUACCUCACCCCUCCUUGCAUCUUUCUUCCUCUUUCACAGCUGUAAAUGUGUACAUAAGUGUUUGGGGCCCCCCAAUGGUUUUUAGCCACCUAGUUCUCUGUCAUUGCAGCUGCCCCCUGCUGGUGUCUCCAAGAACUGCUGGUGCUGCCAGGCACCUUAAGACAUCAAAGCUCAGGCUCCCUCCAGGCCCAGCAGGAGGUGGCUGAACCCCUGAGUCUCCUCAGGGACUCCCUUCCCAGAUGUACAGACUUCUCAUCACCACACCUGUUCCUUCCAUCUGUCCCCUCUCUCCAAAAGCAUUCAGGGUUCAGAUAGUAACAUCCCUGGAAGAAGAAUCUCUGAAGGCCCCUUGCAAUACAGUGAGGAGCUCCCACAUCCCCUGUGAUGCCCGUCCAUGGGUUGAAGGACACAGGCUGUUGAUACAAGGGGGUGUAGGACGGCUUCUCCUCCCAAAGUGUUGGGGAGGGGUGUGUGGCAAAUCCUUGCUUAAAGUUACGGUAGAUUAAAACCAAACCACCAAUCUCUGGGGCAAAGGAUGCCCAGCCAUGACCCUCAGAUCCCAAGCAGCAAACCAGGAAGACCCUUACAUGAUCGUACAACAUAUGCCCCAUGCCUAGUCAAGUGCCCCCCAUACUAACGAGGCAUUUUCAGAAAGAAAGGAGACGCACAAGAAUAUGCUGGAAAACCUCCUCUCGCUCCCAUCUCUAAUGAGCACCAGGUGUCGAGAUACUUGACUGCAAAAGAGAGCAGCAUAUGAUGUAAAAUAUCCAAGCUAUUCACCUGAAGAAGGAAACAGCCUUUGGGUGCGGUGGGAUGGGACGCGGACUGCCAACCAGCCUUGGAUCUUCCUGGGAAAGAUCCCCCCCCCAUACUUUUACUGAGCGCAAGUCGCUGUUUUACACAUGUAUAAAUUUCUCCCAAUAAAGAGGCACAGGUAGAACUCCA